UUUAAGGUCUGUCUGGGGAGACUAGGUCAGAGCCAACCAUCAUGAGUCAACCAGAAAUCACUGUUCUCUACUUCGCUGCCGCGUCAACAGCGACUGGCUUGACGGAACAAUCGGUCGCCCUCCCUGCCUCGCAAUACCCACUCUCCUCAUUGAGCGGUUUCCUGGUGUCAUUGCACCCAGAUGUUGGCCUAGACAAGAUCCUUCAGUCCAGUCAAUGGAGCGUAAACGCUGAGAUGGUGGACAACGUCGAAGAAGUAACAUUAAAGGGAGGAGAAGAAGUCGCUAUCAUCUGCCCUGUGUCAGGUGGAUAAAGUCACCAAAAUAUCUCUCAGAAGUCUCGUGGUGCAUUGCGGGAUGAGCUCAAGCCUGGGAUCAAUAUUGGUCUUUUUAGCUGGUGUUCUCUUUGUAUUUUUCUACCUGGUGACACAUCGAAGACCUCAUUCUCGUUUGACGGACGAUAUGGAGAAAGGCACCAGCUCAGAGAACAAGCAAUUGCCAGCUUUCACUGCUCAACGCUUGACGCAGACUACUUUCUUGAUCGUCGAAUGGGAUGACAUCUUUAAUGAACAUCCAUUCAUCUAUGCGAAGGUAGUCCCAUCCGCUAACACCAUCCUCAUCAUGGACACAGGAUGUGGGGGAGCUACGCAUAAUACGGAGAUCGGUUUGAAGAGCUUGAGAGAGUUCAUCGAGACCGUUGAUAUUCCUGAUAACGAUGGAAAGCCUCUUAACGAAGGAGGGAAGAUGAAGUAUAUCGUGGUAGAAAGCCACUGCCAUUACGAUCAUAUCCUUGGCGUGGAACCAUUCGCCACCGACAGCCCCAUUCUCGGCUCAAGCCACUCGCCUAAAUUCGUUUCUCCAGAGAACUUCCCUGCAAACUCUGAAUGCAACUCUCAGGGCAUACGAACCCCAAUCUACGAGCUCACUUUGGUGCCGCACCUACAUGAGAUCACCUCAUCAUCAGGUUUAUCAAUGGGUCUCACAGUCUUGCAUACUCCUGGGCACACUCCCGACGAGCUUGCCUUGUGGGAUGCAGACGAGAGAAUGUUAUAUGUCGGGGAUACCCUAUAUGAAGACGAUCCUAUCAUCUUUCCAAGCGGGGGAUCUUUACCCGUAUGGUUCUCCACCAUGGACCAACUCAUCGAGCUCGUAAAAACGCAACCCGACUCUGAAAACGUGAUGAUCAAUUGCGGGCACGCUACUGCUCUCCGUCCUGCACUUGAGGUGCUCAGGACGUGCAGGAAGUUCAUGGAGAAUGUUGUCUCUGGUGAAGAGCCGCUGAAGAGACGUUAUUUGCGUCGGGGGACGUGGUGUGUCGAGUUUCGGGAGGACAAAGGUCGGUUCUCUCUGAUUUGUCCUGAGAAGCUGGUUCUCGAAGCAAAGGGUGAAGCAGUGGUGUGAUAGUUUUAAAAAUAGGGCAGUUGAACUACAGGAUAGAUCCACUGGAAACGCUACAUUUACAUUUCGAGUUCCUAUCAGUCACACAAGCGAGGGC
Molecule: messenger RNA, 1492 nt
Organism: Suillus clintonianus
Lineage: Eukaryota; Fungi; Basidiomycota; Agaricomycetes; Boletales; Suillaceae
Product: Metallo-hydrolase oxidoreductase
Exons: 3
Coding region: 355-1398 (347 amino acids)
Source: RefSeq, a predicted model, not a curated record